GAAUUUAGUGACCAAACAAGUGCUUGUCCUGAAGGCACAUAUCGGAGUGUGCAUUCCUUUGCAUGAAGCUUUUACCCUCUGUUUAAAGAUGCCCAAGAACACUACAAGUACUAAGUGAACAAGCACCCUGCAUUCCUUUGUAAGGUAGACAUAGGCAGAUGUAUUUUUUUCCUUCAACAUUUCAGCCAAAGCCAUAUAACCUACCUAAAGAAUGAAAAGCUGGAUUGUACUGCUGGCAAUUGUAGUCAGCACAGCAGAAACACAAAACCAGGACAUCUGCACCCAAGGGUAUCCUGGCAUCCCUGGCAAUCCUGGGCACAAUGGCAUACCUGGUCGUGAUGGACGUGACGGGUCAAAAGGAGACAAGGGAGAUACAGGUGAGCCAGGAGUUCCUGGCAGUCCAGGAAAAGAUGGAGUCAAUGGAGAGAAAGGUGAACAAGGGAUCAAUGGGACUGUUGAAGAGAAGGGGAACAAAGGAGAUAAAGGAGAAAGAGGACCACCUGGGAAACUGGGACCAAAAGGAUUUACAGGAUCAGUGGGUUACAAAGGUCAGAAGGGAGAGCUGGGACUGCAAGGACCAAAGGGGCUAAAAGGAGACAUUGGACCCAUAGGUCCAAAAGGGACAAAGGGUGAAAUUGGCCAUCCUGGAAGAGUCGGUUUCCCAGGGCCGAUUGGCCCGAUUGGCAAUCCAGGUCCUAAAGGUAAUACUGGAGGUAUAGGGCCACAGGGUAAUCCAGGAGUUCAGGGGGAAAGAGGCUUGAAAGGAGACAGAGGAGACAAGGGCAAUGUAGGUGCCCCAGGAGUCCUGCCAAGGAGUGCUUUCAGCGUUGGCCUUACAGCCAACACCAAGUUUCCCCCUCCGAAUCGCCCGAUCAAGUUUGACAAGGUGCUGUAUAACAGCCUGAAUGACUUCAACUCAGCCACUGGCAAGUUCACCUGCAGACACCCCGGUGUUUACUAUUUCACCUACCACAUCACUGUCUACUCAAGGAACGUGCGAGUAGCUCUCGUUAAGAACGGCAUCAAGAUGCUGCACACGGUGGACAGGUACCAGAGCGGAGAGGACCAGGCCUCGGGAGCCGCCAUCCUGGAGCUGCAGGGAGGAGACGAGGUGUGGCUGCAGGCCCACCAAGGAGAGGCUUUCAACGGGCUGUAUGCAGAUGGUGAUGAUGACACCACCUUCUCUGGGUUCCUCCUGUUCAGCACCGCUGACCCGCUGGAGCCACCGCUGCUGCCCGCCCUGUAACUUCAUGUUAUCCCUGAAUGCUGCAUGCCUGUGCCCUUCCACCCUCCCGAGGAAAGCUGCUGCCUGCUGGACAAUUUCUACUGGAUUCAGCAGGAAAUGGUUGGUGUCAGGAACAGCUUCUGCACAGAGGACAAGCCUUCAGAAUCUACAGUGCUGGGCUUAAUGCAUUAGUGGUUUGGUGACUAGCGUGGCACGGCAUGUAGGGAGUGUACCCCAGUUCUGAAGAACA
Ficedula albicollis (Collared flycatcher) is the source of this 1475-nucleotide messenger RNA. RefSeq names its product complement C1q and tumor necrosis factor-related protein 9A. Bases 212 to 1246 code for a protein of 344 amino acids. The transcript has 4 exons. The record is from RefSeq and is a predicted model, not a curated record. NCBI's taxonomy places the organism in Eukaryota, Metazoa, Chordata, Aves, Passeriformes, Muscicapidae. Gene Ontology annotation, molecular function: protein binding.